AUGAUUAAUCAAUAUUCUAAUCGGUCAAAAGUGCAUGUACCAAAACGAAGAAACUCAACAUCAGUUUUGGAGGAUCUUGAUGGAUUCGGUAAUGAUGUACUAAACUAUGACAUUUACCAAAAAGCUUUAUCUGAAGGUGUUGAAAAUGAUAAAACAAUUCGAGUAAAUGUUGUUGGUAAUUUUGCCCAAGGCAAAACAUCAUUGACAAAUAUUCUUGUUGGAAAACAAUCGCAGGACGUUCCGAGCACCAAUGGCGUUGAAAUAAUACACUGUAAAUACUCUAAUGAUCAUGAAGAUAUCAAGUUCUGUUCAAAGAGCACUUCACCUGGCGACGAAGAAUACCAUAGACGUAUUGCUUCAUUGAUACGGAUUGAGAAAGAUGGGAUAAAAUCUAUUCAAAGUAAGGACAAUUCAAGAUGUGUCAACUUAAACGAAGCAAGUACAAAUUCGCAAGUACACGUCAGAAAGACAGGCGUUGAGAUGUAUACUCGAAACAGCUGUCAUCAAUCAAGAGAUUUUCUAAAAGUUUCUAUGCUGGUCGAUAUGAAUCAAUGUGACCCGUUUUAUACGGGUGGAGAUCUACAGUUUUGGGAUUUUGGGGGUCAGUUUAUCUUUUAUGCAACACAUACCUUAUUUCACAGCAAGACAUCUGUUUAUCUCAUGGUUUUCGAUUUAACAAAAUCGUUAUCAGCUAUUGUAGAGGAUACAGAAUUUCCAAACGAAUCAGUAAAAAAAAGCAUACAGCAGUAUGCAGAAUUCUGGAUGAGAUCUAUACAUUCUUACGUUGGGUCCGACGAUGGUUUACAGCCUCCAGUCAUACUUGUAGGUACUCAUAAAGACUUACUGGAAGGCGAUGACAACAUGAGGCAAAAGUUGGCAGACGAUUACUUUGAUAAAAUAAGGAAACUUUUCGACGACACACCAAUUAUCAAUCACAUUCAGGCAAAGGAUUUUGCAGUCGAUUGCACCAAUCCUAGCAACAGUAGCAUUGUUGAACUGCGUAAGGAAAUCAUACGUCUUGGUGCUAAUUUAGAAGGGAAAAAAAUUCCUGCUAGAUGGCUACCUCUUGAAAAAGAAUUGCUUGCUGUGAAGCAUAAAAAGAUAAUUUUGUAUAGCGAAGUAGAGGAAAUUGAUGCACAAAACGCGGUUCCGCUGACAGAUAAGGAACAUAUAAAAGUGUUUCUGCUCUAUCAACAUGCAAAAGGAAACUUAUUUUACUUUGACGAAGAGCCACUAUCAGCAUACAUUGCGCUGGACACUCAAUAUGUAAUUGACGCAUUUAGAUGUAUAAUAACAUCAGAGAGAUUUUGCAAGAAAGAUCCAACAUGCCGCCGUCUUUGGAAAACUCUUACACAGGAAGCAAAAUUAGAAAGGCAAUUGCUUGAGAGAGUCUGGAGUAACGAUGCUAAAAACAACUUUCUGGAACACAAAGACAUUCUGCUGAUGUUGAUGCAAAGGCAUCAUAUCAUUUCCGAAGCCUUGAGUUAUGACGAAGAAACAGAAGAGAUUAAAGGACUUGGAUGGUAUGUUGUUCCAUGCUUUCUCCGCACAUACAUAUCUAAUUAUGUUCUAAAAGAAUUCGUCACUGGAAGACAAAAACUUUCUGAAUUU
Molecule: messenger RNA, 1611 nt
Organism: Ruditapes philippinarum (Manila clam)
Lineage: Eukaryota; Metazoa; Mollusca; Bivalvia; Venerida; Veneridae
Exons: 4
Source: RefSeq, a predicted model, not a curated record